This is a messenger RNA of Aspergillus calidoustus, 450 nucleotides long. NCBI's taxonomy places the organism in Eukaryota, Fungi, Ascomycota, Eurotiomycetes, Eurotiales, Aspergillaceae. The record is from the annotation of a GenBank genome assembly.
AUGUCCUCUCCACGCUUUCUUGGCCUACACUCACUCCUCCUCACUUCGCGUCGCCUCUAUAAACUCGUGAGACCAUUUGUAUAUCGCCGCGUUUUCGUCCGUGGUGGCGAUGAGAGUUCCCAGCUAUUCUACGACAAGGUUGUCCGAAAUCCCGAAUUGUUAGAUCGGCUUAACCGCGUGAUCGUCGGUUGCACUGGAGUGGAUACUUUUAAGCUGUCGCGAAAGUUGUUCUGGGCCCGAUCCCUGUAUAAACUUACCCUGGUGGAAUUCGAUGACUGGAUCUACCCGCGGGUUAGAUUCGAUAAUGACUACAGCGACGACAACGACAACGACGACGACGAUGAAGACGAAGACGAAGAUGAGAAUGAAGAUUUGAUCGAAACAAGUCCACUCCAAUACCUGGAGUUGAUGAGAUGCAGCGCGGACGGAGCAGCCUUAAGCAACUGCUGA